UCUAGUUGUAAUGUGUAGACUGACUGAUUUGAACAACGAUGUCCUUGCUCAGAUGUACUCCAAAGGAGAAUUCCACAAAGCAUGAUGAAAUCUGGGAUCCUUCUCUGGAGGAAAUUCUUUCAUACGAAGCAAAGAUCAUUGGCUCUAUAGUUGAGAAAUCUGCACUGGAUCAGGUCUCAGAGUCUUCUCUAGAGGAAUUGCUUUCACAUGGAACCGAAGUCACUGGCUCUGAAGUGAAAAAAUCUGUGAAGGAUCAGGGCUCAGAAUUACUUGACCUCCAAGGACUGCCUGUGCAAUUUUGUCAUGUAGUGUCUCCAGAGAAAAUAUACUUCCACUGGUUGGAAACAGAGACUUUACUUGCAAGUUUGCAGGAGGAGAUGGCUGCUGUUUAUGAAAACUCAUACCUUGAACCAAUUCCAUGGACAAGUGGUAUGCAUUGCGCUGUUUUGAUACCUCAGCUGCAACAAUGGCGGAGAGGACAAAUUACCAGAAUGAUUUCAGAAACUCUGGUAGAGGUCAUUCAGUAUGAUUAUGGUGUUGAAAUGGAGGUGAACGUUUCUUGUCUAAGGAAGCUUAAAGAAAAUAUGAUGGAGAUGGGGAAAUUUGCCUUGGAAUGUUGCCUUGUCGAUAUCAGACCAGCCAGUGGGAGUGACAGAUGGACAGCGACAACCUGUGACUAUCUUUCGUUUUGCCUUACUGGAGCCGUAGCAAAAAUAAUCAUUCAGGAGAAGCAGAGAAAUCCCAUGCCUGUGAAAAUUUUAUGGCAAGAUAAAACAGGAAAGAGUUUUGAUUUUUCUGCAAUUCUUGUAGAAAAGGGUUUGGCUUUGAGAGAAAAGAGAUUCUCCAGAGCUGAGGCAAGUCUUGAAAUCCCACCGAUGCCAAAGAAUCCAGCAACAGCAACGUGUCCCAAGAUAUAUUGUAAAUCAGAGACAGAAGUCACUGGAGCUAAAGCAUUCAAGCCAGCUUUUAAGCCCCAAACUGUUGAAACCUACAAGCCACCUGUUAUUCCUAGCGAGAAAGUCUUUGAGGCAAUAAUAAGCUGGGUUGCAGAUGAUGGAACAAUCUAUGUGAUACCAAAAUCAUCAGAGCCUGAAUUCACUGAGUUGAUGGAGAAAAUGCAAGGUGCCUUUACAAGUCUUGAUCUGUUGGUACCCCACUCUUGGAGAAAAGAAGAAGCCUGUGUCAUAAGAGGAUCAGAUAGUCGGUGGUAUCGAGGUGUCGUAUUGGAAAUUAUUGAGAGUUGUGUCAGGGUGCAGUAUUUAGAUCUUGGCUAUGUUGAGGAGAUCCCUCCCUGCCAUCUCUACCCAGUUGAGUGCUCUACUGAACUACCUCAGUUUUGCAUACCCUGUCAAUUAUAUAACACCCUUCCUGUUGGAAAGUUCUGGUCUCCAGAUGCAGUGGAACUCCUUCGAGAAUUACUACUGCCCAAGAGGGAGGUCAAGAUCCGUAACAUGGCAUCUCCAGAACAUCCAGUGGGAAUGUUAUCUGUUCAUCUCUAUUUUGCUGGGAUGUCCCUGUCUUAUUUUAUGGCACACCAUAAACACUGCACCCCUGAAGGUUCAGAAGAUGGAUUGAAACCAGAGGUAGAGAAUCAGGGUGAAAAUUCUGUGGAGAAAGAUUGGAAGAUCAGUUUUGGAAGUUGGAAGAUCAGUUUUGAGGAGUUGCAUCGGCCUGAAACAAAGAUCCGUGUUUUACCACCAUACUCCUUGUUAUCUCUGCCUUCUCCAGGAAAGCAUUUUGCUGUUCAAGUUAGGCACCUCGUUGUACCUAAUGAGGUUUACGUUUGUCCUGAACAAGGAGACAGUUCAAGCCACAGCCAAGGCGCAGAUGAGAGAAAAAUCAGCUGGAACUCUGAACCUGAGAGCCUGGAAGAAGGACUGCAGCACUGUAAUCGGAGUGCAUCAUCUCUUCCUUUUCUGACUGAUUUUAAGACAGACAUGCCUUGCCUGGCACAAUACAGUGAUGGCUUGUGGUAUAGAGGAAGAAUUAUUUCUGCUACUGAAUUUGAUCCUCUCGCAGUGUUGGUACAAUUUGUUGACUAUGGGACUCGGCAAAAAUUGUCAACAGGCAGGUUACGUCAGAUUCCUGAUGGCCUCAUGCGCUAUCCAGCCCAGGCUGUCAAAGUUACUUUAACUGGGUUUAAACCUCCUAAAAGUGAUUUAGAAAAAGUAAGAAUUCCUUACUGCCCCAGCUGGAGCAUGGAAGCAGUGUGGGCUAUGGUAGACCGUCUUCAGGGCAAACGACUUCAGGCUCUCACUUUGAUUCGGACACCUGAGCCCAUGGUGGUUUUAUAUGACGAUGAACGAAACCCAGUUUAUAGGCCAUUGGUCGAUAUGGGACUUGCAGAUCUAGAUGAGUAAUGGAUUCCUAGUUAACAUGGUGGAGUUCCGGGAGAAGGUCCGAAGAAACAAAAUACAUCUUUCCUGUCAAACCGAUUGGUGUGUGUCCCGGUUAUGAGACACGUGAGAUGUUCUCUGAAACAAGUAAUGUAUGUUGAGUUUGGAACUAUUUUCAGACGUUCACAAUAAAUGUUGCUUUUGAGUCUUCAGUUAA
Messenger RNA from Tachyglossus aculeatus (Australian echidna), 2553 nucleotides. RefSeq names its product RING finger protein 17-like. The record is from RefSeq and is a predicted model, not a curated record. Lineage: Eukaryota; Metazoa; Chordata; Mammalia; Monotremata; Tachyglossidae. Bases 39 to 2360 code for a protein of 773 amino acids. The transcript is spliced from 18 exons.